This is a messenger RNA of Penicillium verrucosum, 216 nucleotides long. RefSeq lists its product as uncharacterized. Bases 1 to 216 code for a protein of 71 amino acids. The record is from RefSeq and is a predicted model, not a curated record. Lineage: Eukaryota; Fungi; Ascomycota; Eurotiomycetes; Eurotiales; Aspergillaceae. The transcript has 2 exons.
AUGGCGCUGGGAAACAUGGUGUUGGCUGCCAAAUUACAUAAGGCGGCUGGUGCGUUCAACUUCGCACUUUGCAUUCCCAUCUGGCAUAUUUUUAUUAUUGCGCAGAUUCUCGACGCGGUCAAUUUCCACAUCGCACUACCAGUGGAUGACCGAAGUACACUCAUCCUUGGAAAGAACCAGAAAGCCCGGAAGCGUGAGGUUAAGGGAUGGAUCUAG